Molecule: messenger RNA, 1299 nt
Organism: Psilocybe cubensis
Lineage: Eukaryota; Fungi; Basidiomycota; Agaricomycetes; Agaricales; Agrocybaceae
Exons: 16
Coding region: 1-1299 (432 amino acids)
Biological process (GO): carbohydrate metabolic process
Molecular function (GO): polygalacturonase activity
Source: RefSeq, a predicted model, not a curated record
AUGACAGCCUUAUCCGCUUACUGGCCAAUUUUCUUUCUAAUAUUCUCUUUAUAUGCAUAUUCUCCUGUCUUCGCUAAACCACAGCCUUCCAGAAAUUGUGUGCUACGACCUCUAGGACACGGCCGUGAUGAUACAAACCAGGUCGAGGAGGCUAUUGCAAGAUGUGGUCAAUUUGGAACAACAACUUUUGAAGAAGGUUCCUAUAACAUUACUAGGAAAAUGACAUGGAAUCUGGUUUCUUCGAAGGUCGACUUGAAGGGAUUCCUAAGUUUUCCUCCAGACAUACAAUUCUGGCUGGACGCGAACAACACCUAUCGCGUGGUUUUCAUUCAGAACCAGGCAUCUUGGUUCGUCGUCACCGGGUCUGAUUUCGAGAUCGACGCACACAACACAGGUGGAAUACAAGGAAAUGGGCAGCCAUGGUGGUCGUUCUUCGCGACUCGUACUCGCGAAGAUGGGGAUGGUCGGCCCAUAUCGCUGACAGUGUUUAAGGCUAUAAGAGCAACCAUCAAAAAUUUCCGAAUUGAAUCGCCUCCUUUCUGGUCCAGUGCGAUAGUAGAGUCUACAGAUGUGGUUGUGGACGGAAUGUUCAUAAACGCAACUAACCAAGAUUCUAUGUUCUUCGGGCAAAAUAUUGUUCCCAACACAGAUGGUACUGACACCUACAGAAGCGACCGAAUCUCAUUGCUUAAUUGGGACGUAACUUGCGGGGACGAUUGUCUGGCUUUGAAGGGGAACUCUACCAAUAUUGUCGCUCGGAACAUAACCUGUCGUGGAGGAACCGGCGUGGCCAUAGGAUCGCUUGGACAAUACAUCGGACUUAAUGACUUUGUGCUCAAUGUUGACAUGGAGGAUAUACGGAUGUUCCGCUUAGAUCCCAAAAUUCAGCCAAUCAUGGUGAACGGGGUAUACUUCAAAUCCUGGGAUGGAUCUGUCAAUGGCUCCCCGCCCACAGGAGGUGGUGGUGCAGGCGGACUUGUGAAUAACCUGACUGUGCGAAAUAUGUACAUUGACGGGGUCGAUACGCCCGUUCACAUACUGCAAAACAAUCUUGGGAUGAGUGGAGAUGCACCCUCUAUCUUGAAGUUUGAAGGUCUUCGCUUUGAAAAUUGGAGUGGAACAGCAAAUACCAACACAAUUGUUGAUUUUGAGUGCAGCCCAGCAGUUGGAUGCAAUGAUAUCACCUUCCAGAAUUUCGAUGUCAAGCCGCCUUUGGGCCAACCCCCGCGACUCAUCUGCCAAAAUACAUCUGGUAUCAGGGGACUGUUUGCUCCUUGUAACUCGACCGGUCUCCCAUGA